ACGAUCCUCACCUUCGCCCGUCGAGCGGCCAUCUCGGCCUUUCAGGUCCUUCCCGAAGUAGACUCCCUUAUGAUCUGCUAUGCCCCCGUAUUGACCCUCUAAUCCUACAUCAUUCUGCACCGCCACGGGGUCGUUUCUCUGUUGUAAACUAUCUCUGUUACUGAACUUCAUACGCUUCUUCAGUCGCUCAUUAUCUUAUUUCCUGUCACACAACUGCAACUUGCUCACCAACAGCUUCACGCGCAUCGCACAUCUCACAUUCGCUUACGUUCUCGCUUCCAGAGUUUUUGCUCAACCAUGGUCAACAUCAAACUUGGCCUCUUCUCCCUGCUCCCAUUCGCAAGCGCAUAUUGGGCUCUAACAGACCCCAAGACAGAUCAUGCAACGCGAGGCGUCUUCGAGGUCGACCUUAUCUUUCCGCGAGAGGGUACCUUUUCUCCCACAAACACCACACCCAUAAUUUUUGCCGUCCAGAACCCCCAACGAGCCAAGGACCUGGGCGCUUACAUCAUUUGGACACUUGUUCAGCCUUCGAACGCGACCCAAGCCGAUGGUUAUAAUAUUCCAGGCCUGCGGGAACACGGCGUCAUUGAGCUCGGAGAUCUCAACAUAUCGACCAUCUCAAACCCUUACCUUGCAUGGGAUCGCAUCACAGCUAUCGGAGACACCGAAGAUUCGUGGGAUUUCCAAUGGACGAUCCGUUACAGUAACUGCACCGAAUUUUACACCGAGAGGAACACCACCGUCAUUGGAGUAGAACAUGGCAUUUCCUCGUAUUCGAUCAACAUCACCACCAAGAGAACAGCGCCCCAAUCAGCGUCCCUCGAGACAGCCUUUUUGAACGACUCAUGCCGCGUCGGAGAUUACUUCAAUCUCAAUGUCACGAGGUACAACCUCCUUCCAGGCAGCGGCCCAGAACACUGUUCCGAGCUGGGCGACCCAGUCACCGAGGAGAACCGAAACUGCCGAAUCGGAUCCGAUGCGAAGGAAGCCGUCAAGGCCGAAUUCGCUUACCAGGCCUGUAAGGAUGCUCUACGUUAUCCGCUCACUUCUGCAAACUGCACGAAACCUAGAGAGCCCCAAAAGGUACCCGCAAAACCUGUGGUACCCUCUAUGGCGACUCAUGAUAUGCACGUCUCAAUAUCUUGGAUGUUCGCUGCUUUGCUCGGUCUUGGUGCUUUCAUGCUCUAAGAAAAGCUGCGCAGUCACUUUAUAAUCUAGAACAACGUCAAAUGAUCAUGUGAAUCAGUUCUCGGUGUCCAGUCUCGUAUCGAUGGUUUCUUCUCGCACGGUCCAUUCGUACUUUGGUUAGAAGCCCAAAAAUCUAUGUUUGCCAC
Dissoconium aciculare CBS 342.82 is the source of this 1337-nucleotide messenger RNA. RefSeq lists its product as uncharacterized. NCBI's taxonomy places the organism in Eukaryota, Fungi, Ascomycota, Dothideomycetes, Mycosphaerellales, Dissoconiaceae. The record is from RefSeq and is a predicted model, not a curated record. Bases 298 to 1191 code for a protein of 297 amino acids. The transcript has a single exon.